GCUGCUCCACGUUUUGCUUGGUAGCUGAUGGCCGCACGUUUGGCCAGGUAAUCACCUGUUAAGCCUCUUUGACGGCGGGAGGUCAAGAGGAGGAAGCUCAGGGACAAACCGGCCACUGUGCAGCCAUUCACAACACAAGCGGAGCCCCAGAAGAAGGACGCGACGGGCUGUGCCGCUCGACCUCUCGUUGUUGCUGCACCCUUUAGGAUAUAGAAAUAAGGAUGUCCAAGGAAGCAGAGAGGACCGCCUCUACAACUUCGGCUGAAUCGGUUUCAGAAUGCAAAGAUGGUGUCUCCCCGUCAGGUUCGGUCUCGGAAGCGCCCAAGAAAUCGUCCAAGAAGUCCAAGAAAACCACCGAGAGCAUGACCAAGGUCUACAACUCAGUCCUCAACAGUGUAUUUGGAGCGGAGAGAGAACUGGCUCAGGCUGAGCUGGAUGAGUUGCAGGAGGCCUUCAAGGAGUUCGACUACGACCAAGAUGGCUACCUCAACUACAAGGACGUGGCUGAAUGCAUGAGGACCAUGGGGUACAUGCCCACUGAAAUGGAGCUGCUGGAGAUAGUGCAGCAGAUCAAGAUGAGAAUGGGCGGUUUAAUGGACUUUGAGGACUUCACUGAACUAAUGGGACCCAGGAUGAUGGGAGAAACCGCCGACAUGCUGGGCCUCAAGGAGCUCCAGUCGGCCUUUGUACAGUUUGACCUCGACGGGGACGGAAAGAUCAACCAGGAGGAGAUGAAGGAGGCGAUCAAGAGCAUGCUGGGGGAGAAGCUGAAGAAGGGCGAACUGGAGGAGAUCUUAAAGGAGCUGGAUAUUAACGCAGACGGAAACAUCGACUUCGAGGAGUUUGUGAUGAUGCUCUCCAUCCGCUGACCCUCGGGACACCGACAACGCGCGCCUCCGCUUCCGCUGCUUCUGGAUUCAGAAAUAGAAAAUACAGCUUUCGACCGAAUAUUCACAGUUGUGAUGUAGACACAGACCUCUGCAGUGUAAUGUGUGCCUCACCAACGAUACCGAUGAUUAAUGGCAUGACUUUCAUUUAGUGUGAAAAGAGUGUUAGUCUGCUGUGACGUGUCAUGUAAAUAAGACUGAAAUGUUUCACUAUUUUUAAUAAAGAAAUCAAAGUCGGCUGUGCCUGAAA
This is a messenger RNA of Mugil cephalus (flathead mullet), 1137 nucleotides long. RefSeq names its product calcium-binding protein 2-like. Gene Ontology annotation, molecular function: calcium ion binding. Lineage: Eukaryota; Metazoa; Chordata; Actinopteri; Mugiliformes; Mugilidae. The coding region runs from base 222 to 869 and encodes 215 amino acids. The transcript has 8 exons. The record is from RefSeq and is a predicted model, not a curated record.